Molecule: messenger RNA, 5655 nt
Organism: Linepithema humile (Argentine ant)
Lineage: Eukaryota; Metazoa; Arthropoda; Insecta; Hymenoptera; Formicidae
Cellular component (GO): plasma membrane
Source: RefSeq, a predicted model, not a curated record
UUAAGGGGUGGUGGGAUCGAGGGCGCGCAGUGCGAGCAGCGAGGGCACGUCGACUUCUGCUCGUUGUGUCGCCGUCGCGGGCGAUCGGGACUGCCUGCCCCUCUGUGCGCGACAAGUUCCGACGAAAUCAAAGCCCAUUCAUGCAAAGCUCCAGAAGGUAUAAUACGGAGUAGUCGUGAGGACGGGCAAAUAAUCGCGCGAAUCGGUUGUCGUUCCCGUGACGAGGAAAUGUGUUAGACGUGAGUGACAAUUAGUCGGAUUAAAUACGCGUCACUUGUGCAAAUGGACUCUGUUGCAUCGAUUGCCGCUUGUUAUUGAUCGAUGAAAAAGUGGCCGGUUAUCAAUUAUUCGCGAUAAUCGCGCGGAUCACUGCGAUACUCUGACGCCACAGAAUAAAACGACAGGAGUAUCGAGAGUUUCGUUCGAUUGCGUAGAUAUUCAACGGCAGUGACGUAUUGUUGUGCGCGCGUUCUCAAACGAGAAGAGGAAUAAAAGAACGAGACGAACGAGAGAAACGAGCGUGGCGAACAAAAGCGGAGUGAAGUAGCGAAGGCAUGUUGGAAAAGAUGAUAUUGAGGCGGAAAACUGAUUGAAAGGAGAGAAGAAAUGACGACUAUCGAGGCCGCUAGUGAAAUGAGCGCGAUACGUCGGGCGGUAUGGUUUAGUGCCGUGCUAUUUGCAGCGACACCGUUGGUCUACAGUCAAGUAACAUGGACACCGAUCUACGUGGGACUAUACAGUCAAGUUGAUCUCUGGACACAGAGCACUACGGGCUGCGCUUGCAGCUUUAACUCGACCAGUAACGAUUGCGCUUGUUGUGUACCGGCGGGCGGCUGCAGCUGCGGCGCAGCUUCGCCCGAUAGAUGCGCUCAGUGCGGCCUGGAGCAACAUUGUGCGAAUAUGUGCAACAUAACGUUGGACAGCAGGCAGCUGUUAGGCAAAUCGAAUCGCGGCUUCGGGCAAAUAAAGUCACCGUAUCUCCAAGGGCCCUCGAGGUGUACAUACAGAUUCGUGCCGGAUACCGGACAGCGGGUUGAGCUGCAGAUAUAUCGACUGGUAUCCAUCGGCCGACACAACGGCACCGCGUGCGAGGGCGGCUGGCUGCAGCUUGAGGGCAGUGCCCGCGUUUGCGGUCGUAACCAACGCUUCGACCGACCGGUCGUGCUCUUCUCGGACAAGUCGGUCGCGACUCUACAUAUGCAAAUAAACGAGAACACAACACGAUCGCAGUUCCUGGCCUACUUCAGCUUCUCGUCCAACACAAGUACGUCUGUCGGCUGGCCGGUGAGAGGCGGACAUCCGGUUAACAAUACGGAAUGCGAUUCGGUGUACGAAGACACGGAUUGUCACAACGGAUGCGUUCUAGCCAGCCCCGGAUAUCCUGGACUGUAUCCGCCGAACAUCCGUUGCCGGUACCUGAUCACUUCUGGCCCACGGAUCUCCAUCGCCAUUAACUUCACAGCAGUGCUUCUUCCUUACAACCACUGCACCAGUGACUACAUUGCCGUCUACUCGGGCCCGACUACGUCGAGUCCGUUGCUGAAGAUGCUCUGCGGCAAAGAGAAGACGGCGCUGAUGUACGACGGCCAAGAGCUCCUUGUUGAAUUCAGAACUGGUCCUGAGGUAUCACCCUUUGAUUAUAACGGCUUCGUCGCGACGUUGAAUUUUGUAGAAAUAACAACGGAAGCUCCAACGACAAUCGCUGUCGACACCACAAAUAAAAGCCUCGAAACGAUAAAGACCGUGAGCUACAACAACCGCGACCUCCACGACCUUCACCGCAAGAACCAAGGCGCCGUGACCAGCAGCUGCGACCUCGAGGUGAGCGGCGAGAAGGUGCGGGCAGGCCACCACGACACCAGGGGCAAGCCCAAGUCCACGACGUGCAGGCUCGUGCUGCGUGGACGCGCUUACGAUACCGGACACGUUUCCCUGGCCAGUUACAACCUGAGCGCGCCGUCCUGCCAGUCGACGAUCGAGAUAUUCGACGGGUCGCUGGAAAGCGGGAUGCUGGGUACCGCCAAUUCCUUGGAGAGGAUCUGCAGCCCUGCGCAGUGGCUCCCGCGGGAACUCGCGAGUCAGGAUAAGUACGUCGAGCCGAAGCGCUACUCUUCCAACGGCCGGGAUAUGACGGUGGUUUUAAGACGCGCUUCCAACAGCCCGACCGACGAGGAGUACAUGGAGGUCUCGUACUACUUCCACGACGAACGUGAAGGUGGCACUCAGCAGCCUGCCAGCGUGUGCGACGUCGAAUAUUACGGAUUGACAUCACCGGUGGAGGGCUCAGUGGUGCAUCCGGAAGCGCACCGACUGCUCGCCAUGGAAGGUCCGGUGAAAUGCAAACAGCACUUCAUACCGGCGCCCAACCAGUCGGUGAUCAUUACAGUUAAAGGUAGCACGAAACAGACGGCGAACAAUCCGUGCGAGACCAAGUGUGGUGACAGUGGCUGCCACUGCGUCAGCAAAUCCCUGGAGAGCAUGGACCAUCUUUUGCUAGUCUCCGAGACUGGACACGUUGUUACCUGCCUCUGCGGAAAUUACCAGGACUGGCUUCCUGUGGGCAUCCGCAGUUGGACCCCGGUCUACAUCGAAUGGUCGAAGUCGUCGAAGGCAGGCCUCAAUUUCCACGCGGCCUACAAGUUUAUCAAUGACACCUACUGUGGCGAUCACACGACGACAGAACCGGAAGGCGAGGUCAAUGGCGGUGAUCUAGCGAGCGCCGGCCUCCAACUGAAUCAGUACUAUCAGCAGAAGUGUACCUGGAUUCUGGAGUCGCCGAUCGAUCGGCAGCUAGUCAUCGAAGUCAAAUCCACUCAAAGCCGGCCUUGCACGGCGUGGAACUUGACGAUACACGAGUACAAGAAGGACGGCGAUCCCGCCGGGCCCAGAUUGCACACGUUCUGUUCGAGGGACACGCACAAGAAUUUUACGCUGCCGUGGAAGAUGAAUACCGCGGUGGUUAGGCUGCAUGCCCUCGGAAGAACUGCUCCGCAGUACACGAUGAGAUGGCGAAGUCUGACAGUGAUCGCCAACACUCACAAAAGCGGACCAUCGCCAGCGCCGAACUGGCGCAUCAUAAACUCCUCAAGUAAGGCCGACCCGCGAAUAGCCCUCGUCUUGCUAGCGAUUCUACUCGCGUGCUCAUAUAAUUGUUGAGACUGUAAAUCUCGAAGCGAAUCUAUGCACACGUUCCUGUUAAUCGAACGAGCCUAAGUUAUAAUCUCACGUGUACAUAAACAGUGGGGACUUGCGCCGGUCCUCGUUUUACGUCGCUCGGUGUAAGAUGUGUUUUAAAAAACAGAGCCGGUGACCGAUGGCGAGCCGAGAUUUCGCGAGCUGGUUCGUUAACUCCUGGCCGCAUAAUUUUCACGGAAAAAAAAAUAUUUUAGAUGCGCCGAGAUAUCACAUCAUACGAGGAACGAUAUUCCAAAAAAAAAUUUUAACUGAACUUUGCUAUAUUUUUCACUCUCUAUACGCGAUGCAAUCUUUCGUGGUGUGAUAGAGAGUUGAUGAAUCAGCUUGCCGCUCUUCGGUCAAAUCAUACGUAUACAUAUAUUAUACACACACGUACAUGUACAUCGGAGUUGAAGAAAGUGAUGAUCAGCACAUCUAAUAAGCGCGAUUAGCUCACACAGCGUACUGUCACUCAAUCUAUUAAGCUGAAUCUAUAAAGUUUCUAGAUCCUUGAUCCUCGUCCAAUUAAUUUCAAAUCUCUAAAUGCUCUACACAAAUAAAUAAUAUAAAUUAUUUUUUUUACAAUUUAGAUACAUUAUUUUAAUAUUUAUUUAUUUAUCUGUUGUAGAAUUUAAUAGCUUUACUUUCCAAGACGUUUUUAUAAACACUAGUUGUUAGAUUUUUAACGAAAAUGUAUAAUAACUGUUACAUUAAAAUAUAGCAGUGUACUUGAUUAUUUCUAGAGAAAUUACGGAGUGCUGUUAAUCACCAUAUUUUCACAAUUUUCACCGUAUUGUCGACCUCUUGCUUUAAACAUACUAAGGCCAGACACGGCAUGUGUAUAUAUUAUACAUAUAUAAAGAAGAUUAACAUGCAAGAACGCGAUGCACGGAUUUGAAGUAGCGAAAAUCACACACGAAUUACCCUCCCUUCCUCCCCAUCCUUCUCACUCACGCUCACUCUCUCUCUGUCUCUCUCACGCGAAUGCCAAAUUACACGUGUAAGAGAUUACAUUCACGUAGCGACAUGUGUACAUAGGUAGCGGCGUUAAUAGAAUUUGUACAGAACACGACUAAUUGUCUACACCUAAGUCUACGAAGUACUGUAAAGUAACGAUAAGACGAUUAAUCUUACGCGGCUGCGAACGAGAACGAAGAGAGAGUGUAUUUUACCGAACGAGCUUCGCGUGCCUAAGGCAUCUCGCGAUUUAUUGUUAUACGGUUUGUCGGCGGAACGGGAUGCCUCUCCAUCUCGACGGAAUUAUCAGUCCCGUUCUUUUUUCGCGGUAUCACUAAUCGAGAAGUCACAUUCGGACAUUCGCCCACUGGUGUGCCUCACACCUGCAGGACGUGUCGGUCCGCUGACAAACUCACAAUUGAUUAUUAUUGGGAUAAAGUGGAAAUAAAUGCUAGGUCGUAAAUAUUUAAUGUACGUACUCAUUAAUGCCAACCGGUAGAACAAAUCGCAGACCGUGUAUUCCAGCUGUGCAACAAAUGCGAAACUGUUUCUACGAUUUUCCAUUGAUUUCACGAUGAAUCCACGAAGUCGUCACAAUUUUUUUAUACCUAAUUAAGUGUAACGUAAUGCAGCCUUGGCAAUAUUAACCUAAGUAUAAUAACACUAGUCAUCUUUGUGCAAUUUCCCUGAAAAAAAAAAGACUUUGCAUCUAAUUUUGCGUUUUAAGUUUGUUUCAAAAAUAGAUAUAGAUACAUUAAAAUCACUGCCAUUCUAAUACUGAAACUUUCAAUGCUUCUCGAUGCCCUUCUCGAUCUUGUUUUUUAAUCCACAAUUUAUCUCCAUAUUAUGCCCCCAACAAAAUUUGAAUUAAUUUUCACUAUUCAACAAAUUAAUUUUAGUAAUUUGGAAGAAAAGCGUAAGUAUAUUUGCAAAAUAUAUUGAGGAAUUGAUUAUUGAUAUAUUGUAUUUAUCAUACUUGGAGAGUUUUGUCUGAGAAUUUUAGUGUAUAUUGUAAAAGAUCAAAUUACUUUUGCACUUUAUUAUUAAACAAUCUAAAUUCAUGUUUAGCGAUAUAAUGCACGAAAAAGCAAUUAUAUUGUAAUAUGUUAUGUUGUAAUUCGUAAGAUAAGUAAACUAUAUUCAUCGAAAACCUCGUCAAAACAGACAUGAAAGUUGUGUAAUUAAUUACCGCAAAAUCGACUGAUGCAAUGAGAUCGAAAUCGACGUAAUUUAUACAAAGAAUGUAGAUGUGGUGAACUCUUUAAAAAUUUAAUUCUCCAGACAGACCUGCGACGAAUGCUCGCAUCUUUGUGUUCAACAUUCCCGUAUUUGUAGAAGUUGUGUUUUAUUGCGCAUCUAUACAAUAGCUGGCUUUUCAUUUGAAAAGCAUACCGGUUUUUUCACAAAACACGUGCGACCUACGGAAGAAAAAUACGUGUUAUAUGUACUAGCCGCGUAUAUAUAAGUCACAAUAAAUAGUCAAUUGUUUCAUAUAAAGUCUAAAUAAAGUAAAAUAAAACACUA